Molecule: messenger RNA, 1239 nt
Organism: Sinocyclocheilus anshuiensis
Lineage: Eukaryota; Metazoa; Chordata; Actinopteri; Cypriniformes; Cyprinidae
Product: probable serine/threonine-protein kinase kinX
Exons: 7
Coding region: 124-1239 (371 amino acids)
Biological process (GO): peptidyl-aspartic acid hydroxylation
Cellular component (GO): membrane; endoplasmic reticulum
Molecular function (GO): peptidyl-aspartic acid 3-dioxygenase activity
Source: RefSeq, a predicted model, not a curated record
UCCAUAUUAAGUUCCGGCUCAAUUCACAAGGAACAAAAAGGCAGGAGACCUGCUGUUGUACAGGGGUUUGGGGUAGGAUUGGGGUGAAAGACACUUCCUUUUUCCCCACUUUGCUUUGGAGGAAUGGGGGAGCCUAAUGCAGAGGUCAAGGUGGUGAACGAAGAAACCGAGGCCAAGCCACAGCAGGCACAUAAGAAUGGAAAGAAAGCCGAGGUUGGAGGAGGAACCUCGUUUUUCACCUUGUUCAUGGUUUUGGCUCUCCUGGGCGUCUGGACCUCUGUGGCUGUGGUGUAUUUUGACCUUGUUGACUAUCAAGGUGUAAUUGCCAAAGCAAAGGACUUGCACUAUAAUCUUUCAGAGGUAUUACAAGGUAAACUUGUGUCCUAUGAUGCUGAUGGUGAUGGAGACUUUGAUGUGGAAGAUGCUAAAGUACUACUAGGGCUGAAAGAUAAAUCCACUACUGAGACCAGUGAAUCAGUUGAGAGAACCCUUGCUGAACCUGUGGAAGAAGCUCCUGAAUCUAUCGUGGAGGAAGUAAUCCAAGCCACUAAAGUUAAAGAAGCAGCUCAGCCACCACCAGAACCAGAGACUGUGGAAGAGGAGCCUGUUCCUGUGGAAGAAGAACCUCUGGCAGUAGACAAAGAGCCCAUUUCCGCAGAAGAUGAAGUAGCUGAGGAGGAACCAGAGGUUGAAGAGGAGCAAGAAGUUCCUGAGGAAGAACCAGAAGUUGUGGAGGAAGAGUCUGAGGUUACAGAGACUGUUCCAAUUGAGGAAGAGGCUUUUGAUGAGGCAGUGGAAGAGCCUGCAAAAGAGGAAGAGGUCAUACCAGUUGAAGAACCGGUUGAGGAAGCUGCUCCAGUUGAAGAAGCAGUAGAGGAGGCUGCAUCAGUGGAAGAAGCAGUAGAGGAGGCUGCAUCAGUGGAAGAAGUAGUAGAGGAGGCUGCAGCAGUUGAAGAAGUAGUAGAAGAUGCACCACUGGAAGAGGCAGUAGAUGAAGUGGUUGCAUCGGUGGAAGAAGCAGUUGAGGAAGUGUUGGAGGAAGAGGCUGUACUAGUGCAAAAAGAUUCACCAGUGGAAGAGGCAAUAGAAGAAGUAGUAGAAGAGGAUGCACCAGUGGAAGAAACAGUAGAGGAAGCUGCACCAGUAGAAGAAGCUGUGGAGGAGGUUGUACCGGUAGAAGAAGCUGUGGAGGAGGUUGUACCGGUAGAAGAAGCUGUGGACUGGUUAAGUGUCUUUUAA